CCAACAAACUUGGUAAUAAACAUCAAAAUCAAAUCACUUUCACCUUUUUUUGAUUCUAAUUAAUUGUCUUGUUUAAUUUUGUUUCAUUCUAUUUUAAUUUUGAUAAAAUAGCAUGAAGACAGUCGAUCUCUGUUCUGUAUAAUUUAUGUAAAUUUUAAUCCAUUUGCUUGAAGAGUCUAUGAAAAAUUAUUCUUUCAUUUUCAAGGUUUGGUUUAGAUCGUGUAUAUUAAUGUGUUGCUGCGAUUGACGGCUAAUUAACCCUUCUGAGUGUAUCUUUUUUGGAGAUUGUCCAGAAUUCAGUUGAACAUUCAUCUUAGUGCUGUUAUUUUAAUUCUACAUUUUUUUAAAAUCAUGACUGAAUUAUCGACUGAUUUUGGUUCUUCCACCACCACCACAACAACAACUUGUAAUGCUGUUGAAUCUUCAGGGGGUGUUGAUCGUUGUUCACCACUUUUCGUUGAAUAUCGUUUGAUGAAAGAAUUUAUUUUAUUUCAACAGCAGACAAUUCAGAAUAUUUAUUUAGUUCCAUCCCAUGAAUCUCCUUUCAUUUGGUUUGGUGUUUUAUUCGUUCACGAGGGACUUUAUCAAGGAGCUGUUCUUAGAUUUACAUUUAAUAUUCCAAAUAAUUAUCCCGAUUGUGAUGGAAUCGAUGAUGAUGAUAAUGUUGCCCAAGUUAACGAACAUAAUAAUAACCUUUGUCCAUCGAUAAUUUUUGAUCAUCCACCUUUUCACCCUUUGAUUGAUCCAGAAACGGGUAAAUUUAACUCUACCAAGAUAAUUUCUCAAUGGAAUCCAAGAGUUCACCAAUUUUGGCAGUUAAUUGCUCACCUAAAGAAAGUAUUUAUCCACGUUGAGAAGGAACUAAAUUAUGAGAUGGACGAUAAUUCAACUAAACCAGAAGAAAUUAACUAUCGUAAUGUAGUUAAAAUGUACCUCGAAAAUCAAGAAUUAUUUGUCAACAAAAUCGCUCAAACAGUUGAAUCAAGUAAAAGUUUAAUCUACCAACCACCUAAGGACAAAGAUGAUACCCAUGCAAUCAUAUUUACGGAAGUUGAUUCAGUUACAUUGGAAAGUUGGAAAUCUCGAUUGUUGAAUUUAAAAGGUUUUAAUGAAGAUCCAUUGACCAUAACAAAAUCUUCAACACCAACAAUAUCAUCACAAUUAGACAACAAUCGCCCAUAUAUUGGCCUUUCAUGGGUACAAAAUGAUUUACCAUUUUCACGACCAAUCGUUUAACCCUCCAUUUUGGAUUACACAAUUAAUUCAAUUCCAUUCUACAAUGAUUAAUAUAUACAAUCAAACACCGAUAGUUUUUAUUUUCUUCAGAUCAAUUUUAUUUAUAUCAUCAUUUAAUCACCACCACCAUCAUCAUGAAUAUCAUCAAGCAAUUAAUGUCAUCAUCAGUUUUACAAAUUGUGUGAAAAUCUCAAUUGCAGUUGAUCAACUAAAUGGCCAAAAUCAAAAGUCCAACAAUUUGUCGACCACAAUUUACAAAAAGGAUAAUCAUUACCCUAAUCAAAUAAUUUGCCAUAAUCAUUGAUUGCCAACUAAUUACUACAACAAAACAAACAAACAAAUGACAACAAUUGACAAUUUAUUUUAAUCAACAAAACUAGUCCAUAAUUUUUAUCGGCUGAUAAUUUUUUGAUUAAAAGCAAAAUCAAAACAAUUGAAAUCAAUCUGAAUGAUACAAAUGUAAAUUAAAUCAAAUCCUUUAAUGAUAA
This is a messenger RNA of Panonychus citri (citrus red mite), 1724 nucleotides long. RefSeq names its product protein crossbronx homolog (gene peo). Lineage: Eukaryota; Metazoa; Arthropoda; Arachnida; Trombidiformes; Tetranychidae. The transcript has 2 exons. The coding region runs from base 352 to 1236 and encodes 294 amino acids. The record is from RefSeq and is a predicted model, not a curated record.